This is a messenger RNA of Danio rerio (zebrafish), 2406 nucleotides long. NCBI's taxonomy places the organism in Eukaryota, Metazoa, Chordata, Actinopteri, Cypriniformes, Danionidae. The record is from RefSeq and is a predicted model, not a curated record.
UAAGGGCUACUUUCAGCAUUAUAAAGAUAUAUUGUGAAUAUAAGAUUGUGAAUUUGAGAAUGUCCUUUAUUCACUCCAUAAGCUGGGGUUUGUCGUAUGUGUCUCUGUUUAAGUGGAAAUUUUCAGCUCUGGAGAAAAAUAACUGACUCAGAAAACGGCGGGAAAACAUUUGAAUUUUGUAUCAAUUCAAACUGAAUUUAGCCGUUAUCUGCCAGGUGUGUGGGAGGGGCUUUAAUAACGUCGCGUUUAUAUAGCAUAGACUGUAAAAGAUAUGGUUAUAACUACGCUACUGGACAUUUUUAAGACUAGACAUUAUCAGUUACUAUUUUUUAUUAUGAUAAAAGAGGUUUAGGGUUGGGGUAGAUAUGAACCUUAACAAAACACAAUUGGUUGGACCAACUCGUUUUGUCAUGUUAUAAUUUUAUCGGCUUAAAUUCACCAUGCUAGUAUGUUAUUUGGGUGAAGAAGCUGACGUUUAUAGUUUUUUUUUCUUCAUAAUAUUAAUGGCGAUAGCUGAGCGGUAUUGCAGGGGGCGCUGUGGUGAUUUUCUUCUACCUUGCCGCCAAACCACUGAAGGAAUAAACACUGGAGCCCGCGAUGAUGUUGAGCAUGGAGGUGCAGGUGGACGUGAGCUGCUGUAAAUCAGUAGGAACUGAUCUGUCCAUGCUGGAUAUUGAGGAUUUCAUCAGUCAAAUCUGUCAGCUGAAGAAAGAGGUGGCGUCGCUGGAGGCCAAGCUGAGAGAAAGAGGAGAGAAACUCCAGCCAGAGCGUCAGGAUUCGCUGUGCGGCGUCAGAGCUCAGAGAUCCAGAGACGCGCAGAACUCAGAGCUCAGCCUGACUUUACUCUGUUAUACUGACGCUCAGGAUCAUCAGAGCUCUGAGCCAGACGCUGGAGAACAGCAGACCACACUGAAGAUGUGCUCCGUCAGGCUGGAGGACUGCAGGAACCUGAUCCAGAGAACUGAAAACACCACAGAAGAAGACGAUCAGAGAGACCAGGAGGAUGAUGAUGUUGAUAAUGAUGAAAAUGAAAAAGAUGACGAUGAUGAUGAAUUUAUUCCUCCAGGUGACAACACUGGAUCGUCUGAUGAAGAAGCGCCGUUAACUUUGAAAGGUAAGCCGAAGGUCAAGAAGAGUUUCUCCUGCACCUCCUGUGGAAAAGCAUUCGCCUGUCAAAGUUAUUUAUUGAUUCAUGAAAGAAAACACUCAGAACCGAAGGUCUUCAUCUGCUGGAGAUGUCGUAAGUGCUUUCCAACAUUACAGGAGAGAAAACUUCACCUGAAAGAGCAUCUGGCAGAAAAGGAGUUCCACUGUGAACAGUGCGGGAAGAACUUUUUAUUGUCUAAUCAGCUAAAAGUUCACAUGAAGACGCACAGCGGUGACCAGCGUGUCCAGUGUGACGUAUGCAACAAAUCAUUCAGCACCAAAGCAAACCUGGAGGUUCAUAAGAGAAUCCACACGGGCGAGCGGCCGUAUAAAUGCCCUCACUGCAAGAAGAGCUUUAAUUACAAAUCCUACAUGAAGAACCACAUCCGCAUUCACACCAACGAGAGGCCGUACCAGUGCAGCGAGUGCGGAAAAACCUUCAAAACAAACAACUCUCUAAACUCUCAUCUAAAAUUCCACUCUGAGGAAAAACCGCAUCAGUGCAAAUACUGCGACAAGCGAUUCCGCAUGAAAGCAAAUCUGAAUGUCCAUGAGAGGAUUCACACCGGAGAGAAGCCGUACCUGUGCGCCGAAUGCGGGAAGAGGGUUAAAACUUCUACUGAGCUGGUUUGUCACCAAAGAAUCCACACUGGAGAAAAACCGUACCUGUGCAACAUAUGUGGGCGGAGUUUCAGUAAACCAACCAUCUUAAUAAACCACAUGAGGACUCACACUGGAGAAAGACCCUAUAAAUGUUCACACUGCGACAAGACGUUUGCACGAUCUGACGUGCUGAAGACCCACGAGAGGGUUCAUACCGGAGAGAAACCGUACCGCUGCUCCAUCUGCGAAGAGAGGUUUGCGUAUUUAGGAAGUUUUCAGAGCCACCAGAAGAAACAUGGAGCAGAACUAGUGGAUGCGCAGAUCAGCGCAUGAUGGAGAAUUGACGACUGAGUGUUUCUGACAGCGUUUCUUCAUCCUAGUCCUCAAUCUCCACUGCUCUGCGUAUUUUGAUAUUUGGAAAAGAAGUUAAAAUUGUGCACUGCUAGCUAUUGACUUCCAUAGUACGUUGUCAUCAAAACAGUGCUGAUGUGAAAGAUGCUGCAAAACGCAUAAGCGUAAUGGUCAUGUCCAUUAACUGCGUGUCUACCUAGAGAAACAAUGAAAAAGUAGCUCACUAGAAUGGACAAACCUGUUCUUUGCGAUAUUAUAUUACCAUAUUAAAAUACACCUUUAAAAAUAAAAUUUAUAAAUCAAAAA